AUGAACUGGAGAGCGGGUGCUCUCCGUAUUCGGUCCAGUUCCAGGCUUAUUCACAGAUCGGGGAUUUCUGCCCAACUUCCCAUUUCCGCGUACCGACUGAUCUCCCCCUUUGAGCGAAAAACUGCCUGGUCGCGUCGAUGCUCAUCACAAUGGACGUCCAACCCGAGAGUCUUCCCAGUCUUUGAUCUCGGCUUAUUGGAUUCAUCCGUCAAAACUGAGGAAGAGCUUGCGAUGGGAUAUGAGCCCAACGAGAUAUACACGUAUCCCGCUGAGCACGAAGAAAUUCUGAACGACAGGUACCAGAUUCUGCAGAAAAUCGGCUAUGGGCCCACGGCAACUAUUUGGUAUGCUGUUGAUUUCAUGGAACCGAGAAUGGUUGUUUUGAAGAUCUAUGUGGUGGACCAUAUGCUCAAGACUUAUGGACGGAUCCACCCACCAAAAUUAUAUCAGGAGAGCAAGUGCCCUCUUCACGAAGUUCGCGAUCGCUUCGGCAUUAAGGGUCCUCGUGGCCCUCAUAUUUGUGUUGUUCACGAGGCACCCUCGCUAGACCCAGAACAGGUGCAUGCGGGGGACAAGCUGGAUCUCGAUUCGGUGAGGUCUACGAUGAAACAAAUGCUGAUCAUGGUGGAUUUCCUUCACACCGAUUGUUAUCUGACUGCCCGCAUAAUGCCAAACAAAACACUCAACGUUGAUUCCGGCGACAGACGAGUUGCUGGACCCAGCAAUGACGAGCUUAUCACCCCAAUGAUACUCCCAGGCGACGGCGUUCCCCUCCGUCUGGACUUCCCGGACGAUGAUAUGUCCGGUAUCGAGGAAAAACAUUGCAGGCCCCCUGAAGAGGUCUUGAAAUCGAAAUCGGAUCACAAGGCAGACAUUUGGGCUGCUGCUAUUGCUGCAUGGAAUUACACCAAAUCCCAAGGGCUCAUCGACGGACGAAACUCAGACGGAGCCUUUGAUGACCGGGUCCACAUCGCAGAGCUGGUUUCUCUACUGGGACAUCCUUCACCAGAGUUCCGCGAGAAGACGCGACUAGGCUCCAUGUUCUGGGACGAACAAGGGAAUUGGACGGGCCAAGCUCCCAUACCAGAGCGAAGCCUCGAGAGCCUGGUAGCUGGCAAUGACGGCGAGGAUGUAGAGGGUUUCUUGCAGUGGAUGCGAAAAGCGCUACAAUGGGAUCCUGAAGAUCGGCCAACGGCUCUGGGGCUCUUGCGUCACGAGUGGAUGUCCAGGAAGACGAAGCCUGUGGAGGGAGAGGGGGUGGAUGUAUCCGUCGAGAGCACCCAAAUCUAG
Penicillium mononematosum is the source of this 1290-nucleotide messenger RNA. RefSeq lists its product as uncharacterized. Gene Ontology annotation, biological process: regulation of mRNA processing; protein phosphorylation; spliceosomal complex assembly. Bases 1 to 1290 code for a protein of 429 amino acids. Gene Ontology annotation, molecular function: ATP binding; protein kinase activity. The transcript has 4 exons. The record is from RefSeq and is a predicted model, not a curated record. NCBI's taxonomy places the organism in Eukaryota, Fungi, Ascomycota, Eurotiomycetes, Eurotiales, Aspergillaceae.